UGUUCCUGUGUAUUGACGUGGCCUUUAGAAGGUGGCUUUUGUGUGCAGCCAAGAGACCUGGUUUCAAAUGCCAGCAGGAGCAUCUUCAGGCUCAUUAAUAAUGGAGGCGUCUGACAGGGGCAGCUUCGCUUGCUUUGUUUCCACCGCAGAUGAAAGGAGACAUGGAUCUCUCUGUUUUGCCCAAUAACAACCAUCCUGACAAAUUCCUGCAGCUUGACGUGAAGUCUUUAAUGAGGAACUCAACCCUUCUGCAGGCUAGCCUCGCGAGAUUUCCGGGUGGAAAUUUUCCUGCUACACAACACUGGCAAAACCUUGUCUACUCCCAGAACCCCGAGGCUUCUCAGAGGAAAUCUGUGAGCUGGAGUGAAAAGCCAGUGCAGGGAGAAAAGAGCAUCACUUCUCAUCGAGCUAAGGGAUUUGGUGGGGAGAGCCCAGCCCUUCCUGACAAUCCUCCACCAUCCAUGUCUUCAGUCAUGAAGAAUAACCCGUUAUAUGGUGACGUAAGCUUGGAAGAAGCUAUGGAAGAAAGAAAAAAGAACCCUUCCUGGACCAUUGAGGAAUAUGACAAGCAUUCUGCGCACACAAAUCUCUCUGGACAUCUGAAGGAAAACCCCAAUGACCUGCGCUUUUGGCUCGGGGAUACAUACACUCCAGGCUUUGACACUUUGUUGAAAAAAAAGAAGAAACGCAACAAGCGGUCAAAAUUAUGCCACAUGGGUCUGAUUUUACUCGUUGUGGCCUCCAUCUUGGUUACCAUAGUGACGCUCACCACUUUGUUUGCCUAAGGAUGCUGCAAAUCCUUCUUUCGAGCUCUAAAACGGCUUCUUACAGGAAAAUCUGUCUGUGCGUUGUGAAUGUAUGCGUCCGCGUCGCUAGCUGUGUGGCUGAACACCGUUGCCCUUUAGAAUGUGAGCAUUGCUUGUGGUAUGCUGGCCCCUCUGCUCUGUUCUGUGAAACCCGCGUGUGAUUCCCGGUCGGUCUGGGUUUUCUCCUUUGUGAAGCAGAUAUUCCCGGGGAUCACAAAAACAAAAGUCACUACAUGCAACCCCAACCAAGCCUAACGAUAGCGAGCCGAGCAUCAGGCACUGACAGCCACUUUCCUCAGUGCUCAUCUGGUUUCACCACACCACUCGCUCCUCCUCUGGGCACUGCGGAAGUUCCAGCCAUCCUGGCCAGCUGCGGGGGCCACCUGAAGACUUCUGCUGAGCCACCUGUCAAUUUAGGCCUGUUUUACCUUCCUUUAUCUCCAUUUAUGUUCGGGAAAAGGAAAAAAGUGGGAGGGAGAUGUUCUAUCCUGUUCUAAUUUCCCCAGUAAUCCUUUAUAAUGACCCACAUUUACGUUGCUGUUUCAGCAGAGAUAAACGUGGUCGGCCAUUGUGGUGUGUGUUUGUGGGUUGAUGGAAACCGGCAACUGUGACCUCUAGUGGCAGUGGGUACAUAUUCACCAGACACAGUGGGUGGGGCACUGGAGAGACCCCCAAGAAUGCUGCCACCCCUGAGUAGUCAACUGAAUGACAGUUAGACCUGAAGGAGAGAUUAUCAGAGGAGGGAGCUGAUUUAGUAAGAACUGGACUAGCCUUUCCCCCAGUGUCAUUUCCAGCUGAGUGCUGGGUGCAGAGACCUGGGAACCAGCGCACCCUCUCCCUGUCCCAAGACGUUCUUCCCUACGGCGCCCAGUGCCCCUCCCAACGCUAUUUAGUGUGUGCAACAAGGCUUUUCUUCUUCCCAAAGAGUGCCGUCUUCUCGUGACCUUAGAUAACGCCUUAUUAUUUCACUGUAUUGCUCAUAAAGAUACUUGAAGUAAAGUGUAUACAAAUGAAGGUUUACAGGACAAUAAAUUAUUGUGUACAAAGCAAA
This is a messenger RNA of Onychomys torridus (southern grasshopper mouse), 1857 nucleotides long. It is a transcript of the gene Minar2, whose product is annotated as membrane integral NOTCH2 associated receptor 2. The record is from RefSeq and is a predicted model, not a curated record. The transcript has 4 exons. NCBI's taxonomy places the organism in Eukaryota, Metazoa, Chordata, Mammalia, Rodentia, Cricetidae. The coding region runs from base 150 to 785 and encodes 211 amino acids.